AUGCGUCCUGCAUUCCAUUCUUCGAGGAUCGGGUCAGGUUGUACAGGUGUGCGGUGGUGGUUUUUGUUGGUCCUUUUGACUUUGCUCCGCGUUGGAGAAGCUGCGCAUCCAGGCCCGGAUGCUGAAUUUUGGAACCUUGGCAUUGCGAAUCCCAGUGGACUUAAUGGGAAGUUGGACCAGGUUGCACACUUGCCUGGCGAUGCAUGGAUUUUGACAGAGACUCAGCUCUCGCAAAAGGGUGUCUCCUCUUUUGUGAAAGGGCUGAAGAUGCUGCAGAGCCCAUGGCGGUAUGCCAUCACGGGCUCCCCAUGCCUUCCUCGCCACCACACCGAUACAGGCUCUCACUCUGGGGUCAUGCUGGUUUCCAAAAGCCCUGCCAGGGCGCUUGUCCAUGGAUUUUCUGCUGACGUUUAUGCCUCUGCCCGAGUCCAGGUGGUUGGUGUUGCGGUUGCUCAAGCUUGGAUUACUGUGGGGAUGUUGUACGGUGUUCCUUGUAAUGCCCAUCAUCGCCAGGCCAAAUACCAGACUGAAGCUUUGCUUGCUGAGUUGGUUGACAGGGUUGGCCUUCAAGCCUCUGGGCCGCGGGUCAUCGGAGGUGACUUCAACUAUGGUCCUGAGGAACUGGAGCAGCUGGACAGACUUCGAUCGCUGGGUUUUCGGGAGGUGCAAGACCUACGUGCAUGGCAGUUUGGCCAAUCUGUUGAAGCCACGGGCCGGGGGUCACGUCGCAUAGACCAGAUGUGGAUUUCUCCUGAACUCCAGCGUGUCUAUAGGGGCACCCAGGUUGAAUUUGACUACUGGGCGGAUCAUGCGGCUGUCUCUGCUUCCUUUGACUUGGGGUGUUUGUCCUCAACGGUUCAUGCAUGGCGUGUCCCUCAACCCUUUCCCUGGCCCAAGGAAUGGACUUGUCAGGUGAAUGUGGACCUUUCUGGGGACCUUACUGAGUCGUAUGCCCAGUUUUGGCACCAGGUUGAAACCCAAGCGGUCAGUUGGAAUCGUCACCAGGGUGUUUAUGCUUCCCGUCAGCAGUGUGGGCGGGCUAGUGUUCUGGAGACUACCCCUACCAAGCAUUUCUUGAGUCCACUCAAGAAGGGCCGUAAAGGUGAUGUGCAACCCAGCUACCUUGGAGUGAGUUUGCAACAUGCUCGGUUCUUCCGACAGCUGCGUCGUUUGCAGUCACUGUGCCGCAUUUUGCGCAAAGGGGUUACAUCUUGGUCUGGAAGUUUCAAUAGGGAUGAAACAUGGCGUGCAAUCCGUACAGCUGUUGGGUUUCCUGGCGGUUUUGGGCUUUGGUGGACAACACAGGGAUUGUCUCCCACCUUGGUGGCUCCUCUGCCCCUUCUCUGCCCUGAUCUGGACUUUGCCCAGGGCCUCUUCCAUGGUUUUCAGGCUUUUGUCCAAAGGUAUGAACAAGGUUUGAUUAGCCAACGCUAUAGCCAUGCCAAGCGCCGCCGUGAACAGAACCUGGCGCAUGUCUUUAGGGAUUGCAAGGAAGACCCCCUGCCACAGGCGGACACACUUGUUGACCGGCUUGAUGUGGGAGUUGAUGAGGUGCGUGCUGAUGACAUGUCUUUGGUUCUCACACGUCCAGUUCGUCUGUUUGAUGACUUGCCGGUUGUGGUGAAUGGACAGGUGCUUGAAGUCGUGGCCCACUCGGAGGACCAGAUUUGGGUUUCUGACACUUCGGGGGUACAACCAGGCCAUGUCCUCUCUCAGGAACGUGCCGUGAUUUCUGAUGAGGCCAUUCUGCAGAAGUUUGCUGACGUGUGGUCCACUCGGUGGCAGAAGCAUCACCACGUCCAGCCGGGCCAAUGGGACCAAAUCUGUGGGUUUUUGGAUCGCACUGCCCCUGUCGUUGAGUGGUCAUGUACUGAUUGGUCUGUUGAACGGUUUUGCCAUGCAGUUCGCCUCAAGAAGCCUCGUGCGGGGAAGGGUCCUGAUGGGGUUUCCCAGCCUGACUUGCGUUCUCUCCCUGCUGAUGCCUGUGCGGUCCUUACUGGGUUCUAUGCUGCCGUGGAGAAGGGUGCGAUGUGGCCUGCUCAGAUGGCCUCUGGUUUUGUGUCAAGCUUAGCGAAGCACCCUGCAGCUUGUUCUGUGGACGAGUUCCGUCCGGUUGUGGUCUAUAGCCUGGCCUACCGAGUUUGGUCUUCAGUGCGUGCUCGGGAGGCACUCCGAUCAAUCAUGCCUCACCUUCCUGUCAGUGUUCAAGGUGGGGUGCCGUCCAGGCAUGCCAAAUCCACCUGGUAUGAGCUGGCAUCGGCACUUGAGCUGGCAUAUGUGAAUGAAGAGGCAAUCCAUGGAAUAUUGAUGGACAUCCAGAAGUGUUUCAACAACAUUCCUCGCCUUCCUCUGUGGCAUGCUCUGUUGCGUAUGGGCUUUCCUCCACACAUCCUUCGUGCUUGGGUGUCGUUUGUGUCGGGUCAAACACGCCGUUUCCGUGUUCGAAGCUCGGUGGGGGGGCCAGUGGCGUCUAACUGUGGGUUGCCCGAGGGAUGUGCUUUGUCGGUCUUUGGCAUGGCAGUGGUGGACUGGAUGCUAGACUGGUGGCUUCAAGCAUUGAACGUCCGGGUGGACUUGCGGACUUUUGUGGAUGAUUGGGGGGUGAUGUUUUGGGACGUCGGUGUCUUUGAGCGUCUGUGGACUUCGCUUGAGGUUUUUACUGAUCAGCUGGACUUGCGGUUGGACUUAUCCAAAACCUGCCUGUGGUCAACUGAUGCCCUGGCCAGAAAGCAGCUCCGUCAGUCUCCCCUCCAUGUCACUUUGGCGGCUCGUAAUCUUGGGGCCCACCAGAACUUCAGCAAGCACUGCCACAAUGCUGAACUGCAGAAGCGGAUGUCUCGCAUGCCUAUGGUGUGGGUUCGCCUCCGAGCCUCCCCGGGGUCCUAUCGGGCCAAGCUUUCCACCAUCCACAUGAUGGCUUGGCCAAGAGCUUUGCAUGGGGUUUCAGUUGUCCAUGUGGGGGAAAACCACUUCAAGACCCUCCGUUCAGGGGCAGUUCGGGCUCUGAAGUCGGACCGGAAAGGGGCCAAUCCUUACCUUCACCUCGCUGCUGCUUCUUGCCAAACUGACCCCGAAGCGUGGGCCAUCCUUCAAACUAUGCGGGGCACCCGUGAGUUGGGUUCUUCUGAUCGAGUUGAGUCACUCUUGGGUGUGUUUGCCGACACUGAGCUGUCGCUCCCGGCUAAUGGUCCUACUGCUGUUUUGGCCUCUCGGGUACGGCGUUUGGGGUGGGCUGUUGGCGGUCAGGGGCUUCUCCAAGACCGUUUUGGAUCCUUCAGCCUGAUGCAAGUGGCAUGGGAUGAGUUGGUGCUGAGGUUCCAGUUUUCUUGGGGCCAUGUCUUGGCUCAGGCAGUUUCCCACCGACCGACCUUUAGUGGACUUUCUCAGGUGGAUCUUCCCGAGCUUCACCGCUCCCUCAAGGAGUAUGGAGCGGCAGACCAGGUGUUCCUGCGUUGUCACUUGGAUGGCACUCUCUUCACGCAGAAUGGCAGGGCCAAGUUCAAAGAAGCUGUCACCUCCAAGUGUCCCUGGUGUCCGGCAAAGGAUGGCUUCCAUCAUCGGGCUUGGAUUUGCCCACACUUUGCUUCCUGUCGUGCGCAUCUCACACCAGACCAACUUGCUGUGCUCCCGUCUCUUCCUCCGUGCCUGGUUGAUCAUGGGUGGCCUUUGGUGUUGCCUGAGUAUGAGAUGUUUGUGGACUUUCUGCUGAGGGAAGAUGGACUUUGUAAGAUGUCACCACUAGACCCCCCAAUUCAAAGUUCCUCCCAGGUGGUUGAAUUGUUUUUGGAUGGGACAAGCUUGCAUCCCCAUGAGCCAAAGCUGCGCUAUGCAGCCUGGGCUGUGACGGUGGUUCCCGGUGGUGCAGGCACGUGGGACAACAGACUCUUGAUGGGUGGGCAUGUCGUGGGCCUUUCUCAAACAGCCCUCAGAGCGGAACUUACAGCAGCUUUGCAUGCAGUGCGGUGGGCCGUACAAAGAAGCCAACCGGUGCGGUUGUGGUGUGACUGUCAGGCGGUCAUUCGGGGCAUUCGGAAGCUUCAAAAUGGGCGAGCUCCCAAGCGAAAUGGUGCUCACUCUGACUUGUGGAUGCAACUGCAUGCGGCUCUGAGCCAGAACCCGGGGCUGAUCCAGGUGCGAAAGGUGGUUUCCCAUGGAGAUCUACGGGCAGCCACAGGCCCCCUCGAAGAGUGGGCGUACUGGCACAAUGCCCUUACAGACAUGGCAGCAGAUGGAGUCAACAGACGCCGUUCAGAUGAGUUCAUGUUGGUGUGGCAAGGGCUUUACGGUGCACUAAUGUUUCACCGGCAGUUGCACCGGGCAAUUCAACAGGUUCUUCUGCAGACUUCUCGGUUGGCGGUAAGUGAACAGCAGACGCGGCAGGUUACACCAUUGCCGGCUCAGGUGUCAGCGGUGGAGGUAUCACUGCCUCAACAGUGGGAAGUUUCCGAGAAGCUCAUUUCCAGGUAUGGCAGGGUCAACACGAUGCAUCUGUAUAACUGGUGGGUGGCUGUCGGUGUUGGAUUGAUGAGGGGCUCGCAACCUCUAGUCCAUAUUGCCGGGAUUCAGCUGUUCUAUACAUUCAACCUUUUCACUGGGUUUGAGGGGCCUUGGUGCAGCAAAAAGCGAUGGUUUUCCAGUGAGGAGACUGCGCCUGAACUUGCACGACGACCGUGGGGAGAGCGGUGCAAACUCUUCCUCAUGAUGUGGAAGAGUUUUCUCCGCUCUCACAAGAUCGUGGUCCCCACUCGAAUGGCUCGUCCUACAUCAGCUGCGUUGGCCAAGUGGUGCGCAUGCUACCGCUUACGGGCCAGCCAGGAGACGGUAGAUGAGAUAGAUCAGCUGAUUUUCACCCAGCUCGGUAGGUUGCAACGCAAUUUGCGGCUGAACUUCGAUGGCGGUGGCGUUUCCACGAUGCAGCUGUGGGAUGUGCUUCAGUCGGAUUGCCUCUUUGCCAUCGGCUCGGUGCUGUUUAUCAUCACCUACCUCACCAUACAUGCGGGAAGUCCGCUACUCUCCUGCGGCUCGAUGCUGUUAACGAUGUUGGCUAUCCCCAUGGCUUUCCUCGUCACUGCCCUUGUGAGUGGCUCAAACGAAGUGACGGGAGCAGCGUUCCUGUCCAUUUUUCUGAUCGCAGGGCUGGGUGCGGAUGUGGUCCUGGUUUUCAUCAACUUCUGGGCGCGUUCCAAAACCUCGACGCCCGAGCCCCCCACGCCUUGCACCUCAACGGCCAUCUUGGGCGCGCGAAAGCGACAGCGGGAUGCGAACAGCACCUUUGAACGGGUGAAAUACGUCUAUCGCCACGCGGGCUUGGCAUGUUUGGGCACCACUCUGACGACUGCUGCCUCGUUUUUCGCCAACUUGGCGUCGGUCCUCAGAGCUCUGCGGGAAUUUGGUUUCUUCAUGGGGAUGUGCAUUUUGGGAGCGUACCUCUAUUUGUUGCUGGUCCUCCCGGCUCUUUUGAUCCUCAACGACUGCCUCACCUCCCUGCGCUGCUCCAAGCGCUGCGCCGAAGCCUGCGCCGGCGGCGUUCGGCGGCUCUGCCGCUGUCGGCCACCGAGCAGUAAAGGGCUUUGUGAGCGAUUGAUUCUGGCAUACAGGCGCUGCUGCUUUCUCUUCUUCCUUAUCUUAGUGGUGGCCUUUGGCGUCUGGACCGGCACAGUGGCACGCCUAGAUGUGGGGGUGCCACAGAUGUUUCCGGAUGGACACAACCUCAACGACGUGGAAGACAUUGCCGAAGACUUCCUGGCCGCCAGCGAGCGCUGGACCCGUGACGAGCUGCGAAUUUGCAACUUCCUGGUGCACGAGGACCGGAGGAACUUCAUGCAGUGCGCUGUGCAUCAAUGUCAGAUCACUUUGGAAGGUCCUUUGACCUUCAUGGGAAGCUCAGAUCGCAACGGCAGCGCGGAGUGCGACUGCUUUCCGUCGGAGCUCGAGAGUUCCCAGUGCCACAUGGUGCAUCCCGGUGAGGAAGGUUACAUCCUGAUCCGCGUCCGUGUGGUGGGCGACGUGCCGCAUGAAGCCAUAGAGCAGUGGCGGGGCACGGCGGAGUUCCGGGACUAUGCGAUGCAGGCAGCGAUCCUAGCAAACCCAAUGCUGCAGAGCGAGAUUGAGGCUGGCAUGAACAAGUCCUUCUUCCGAUGGGCGAGGUCAGGUCCUGGACAUGCGUUGCAACAGGAAUUCUGGGAGACGGGUGAGAUCAUCACCACCAAUUACGAGGUGUUGGCCAACUUCGCCAUUCCGGUCAAGAGGACCGAUCGCAGCAUCCAAGUCUGCCACGCGGAUCGCUUGUGCUACUGUGGCGCAGCUAUAUGCACCUAUCCGGGAAGGCGUUUAGUGGACCCAGUCAUUCCUGACAUCUUCUUCCUGCAACGCCUCACCAUUCCGCUGCUCGUAGCGCCCACGGUGCCACCGCGGCUCCUAUUGGCGGCUGACGUCGCCGUCACUGAAGGUCAUCCUGGGCAUUUUGCCUUUGGCCCUUCCGUGGCUCCGAUGGCGACGGCUCCGGCCCCUUUCGGCCGGCGCUUGCAAGGUGGUGUAGACGUGUCGUUGGUCUGGGGCUUACGCACCAAUGACCUGAUGCCCUUGCUGGGGCAGCCUGAGAGAGCCUGGCAUUUUGAGGCCGCCUUCCGAAUGGACGCGCCCAGCACUCAGCGCCAGCUGUUUGCGGCCUGCAGCCUGGGGAAGGACAAACCGGAGUUAUUGGUGCAGGAGACGGCCUGCUGGGUCAAAAACUUCCGAAGCUAUGUAAAGAUGGCUGGUUUGCCUUUCCCUUUGCAGAGCACGUGGUUCCAAUCCACCUUCAGCAAAUUCGUGGAUGGCCGUGUCUUGCCGAGCGGCAUUCUGGUGAAGGACUACAUGUGGCUCGCAGAAAACUUUGAACUCAAAGCCACCUAUGUGCAAUUCACGGUGGGCUUGAACUACAUGACCGCUCAAAGCUCAACCAUCCUCUCCUUGAUGCAGGAAUGGGACAACGUGGUGGACGAGAUCAAUCAGAAUGCGCCACCGGAAUUGGGUUCCACCUGGCACACUUCGUCCCUAUGGAUCCGUGCGGAGGCGGAGCUGGCCAUCGUGAACAGCACUGUUCUGACCAUGUUGGUGAGUGCGAUUUGCGGUUUCCUUGGCGCUUUGUUCUUUACUCACUGGGAUCCUUUCUUAUCCUUGAUGGUGGUGGUGAAUGUGAUUGGGGUGACCUUGGCCCUGGCCUGGUUUAUGAUGGUCUUGAUGGGCUGGGCCGUGGGUGUCCUGGAAGUCCUUGGUCUCAUCGUCUUCGUGGGCUACAGCAUCACAUACACCUUGCACAUCGCGCACAAGUACCAAGAGCACAUCCUGAGCUCCGAGUCCAUCCAGCUGGGUCGACGGACGCGCGAGCGCCGCACGUUGGCCGUGUCUUACGCCUUGCGAUCCAUGUCGGGCUCCAUCGUGGGGUCAGCCAUUACGACCUUAGGGUCGAGUUUUUUCCUCUUCUUCUGCCAGUUGGUGAUUUUCGUGAAGCUUGCCACGGUGCUGUUCUCCGUGACCUUCUUCGCCUGCGUCUUCGCCACGUUCGCCUUCCCGGCGGCGCUGCUCUGCGUGGGCCCUGUGGGGACCAGCUGCGAAGUGCUGCCACAGCUGUGGAAGAGCUACAGCGCGCCAGGCAGCGACGGUCCCGACCAUCCUCGCGUGCACAGUGAAGCCGAAUGUGUGCAGAUGUCAUCCAAGUUGGCCAAGAAAAUCGUGGUGGACGACGGCGUGGCUUCCCACGUCUUCUUGGCUUCCGGCAGCACAUCCUCCCUGCCCCGGCGAAGUUCGGAUGCAGCGCAGGAGAAGAGGCCAAGAAAGUCGCAAGAUCUUGCGAUCACCGUGCUGUGACCGUCGGCGAUGCGAUGUGAGGAUGUGACUUUUAGAGGGAUACCCUCUGGUAAACGUUUAC
Cladocopium goreaui is the source of this 7909-nucleotide messenger RNA. Lineage: Eukaryota; Dinophyceae; Suessiales; Symbiodiniaceae. The record is from the annotation of a GenBank genome assembly.